Carassius gibelio (silver crucian carp) is the source of this 3406-nucleotide messenger RNA. RefSeq names its product dual specificity protein phosphatase 16. Gene Ontology annotation, molecular function: MAP kinase tyrosine/serine/threonine phosphatase activity; protein tyrosine/threonine phosphatase activity. The transcript has 7 exons. Gene Ontology annotation, biological process: negative regulation of MAPK cascade; protein dephosphorylation. Gene Ontology annotation, cellular component: nucleus; cytoplasm. Lineage: Eukaryota; Metazoa; Chordata; Actinopteri; Cypriniformes; Cyprinidae. Bases 616 to 2223 code for a protein of 535 amino acids. The record is from RefSeq and is a predicted model, not a curated record.
AUUGUGUAAUGAGAGCCGUCUCGACUCAAGCUCCGCCUCAUAAACUCAUUUACACUGUUUUACACUCAUUUACGGUCUCAGAGUCGGCUCUCUGUGUUCAUUACCGGACCCCAGCGGAUCAGCGGCUCUUUAUUCUCCGGUUUUCAGCGUGAGUCUGAGUUUGUGGCCGGUGUGAGUUUCAAUGACGCCAUGAUGUUAUUUUUACCCGAUGAGCUCACGAACUCAGUCUAACUUCACCAGCAGCAGACUGACCAGCUUUAACUAGUCUAACUAACCCAUCCGCGUCUCUAUCGGGGUCACUACACUUCCGGUCAGCUUUAUCCGUGGAUCUGCUGUAAACGAGACGGACUGGACCUUCAUGCAGAAUGAUGGAGUGCAGCGGUAAGAAGGUGCAUGAGGUCACGCCGCUGUGAUGGUGUGAAAGAAACUCCCAUCAGCCACUGCGCCUCAAGCACCGUUUUUCCUCUGGAGUUUCCUCUUGCUUUUUAUCUUACGUUUUUGGCGCGCCUGCCGAAUGCAUCAUCAGCUGCUACCAUGAUGCCGUUGAUCUCCUGAGUGUAUCGUCACUGAGACACAGAGACUGUUAGCGCAGAGACGGACUGAGGGAUUGUGGGUAUGUGUGAGCGCGCGGCGCGGCCCAUCGGGGCCGAGGGUCUGGUGGCUCUGCUGGAGGGCGCUCUGGACCGCGUACUGCUGAUCGACAGCCGGCCGUUCGUGGAGUAUAACACGUGUCACAUCCUGGAGGCCGUGAACGUCAACUGCUCCAAACUGAUGAAGAGGAGAUUACAGCAGGACAAGAUCCAGAUCAGUGAACUCCUGCAGCACUCGGCCAAGAGGAAGCUGGAGCUCCAGGGUCAAGAGGUCGUGGUCUAUGACCAGAGCUCGACUGACCCCGCCUCCCUCUCAUCAGAGGCCUUCCUCAGCGUCCUAUUGGCCAAGCUGGAGAAGAGUUUCCCUUCAGUCCACCUACUCUCAGGUGGUUUUGUGGCGUUCUCGCAGCUGUUCCCGGGUCUCUGUGAAGGGAAGUCCUCGCUGGUGCCGUCCUGCAUCUCUCAGCCGUGUCUCCCUGUGAGCAGCAGCGGGCCGACGCGGAUCCUGCCGCACCUGUACCUGGGCUGCCAGAGAGACGUGCUCAACCAGGAGCUCAUGCAGCAGAGUGACAUCGCUUACGUGAUCAACGCCAGCAACACUUGCCCCAAACCAGACUUCAUCCCCGACUCGCAUUUCCUGCGCGUGCCGGUCAACGACAGCUUCUGCGAGAAGAUCCUGCCCUGGCUGGACCGAUCCGUGGAGUUCAUAGAGAAAGCCAAGGCCAGUAACGCCAGAGUCCUUGUUCACUGUCUGGCGGGAAUCUCUCGCUCGGCCACCAUCGCCAUCGCUUACAUCAUGAAGAGGAUGGACAUGUCGUUAGAUGAAGCGUACAGGUUCGUGAAGGAGAAACGGCCGACCAUCUCGCCCAACUUCAAUUUCUUAGGUCAGCUGUUGGACUUCGAGAAGAAGCUGAAGAGCGCGAGCGAUGCGCCGUUCAAUCCUCGACCGCCGUCAGACGAGCGGAAGCUGGAGCCGCUGACGAUGCCCUGCGUUCUGUCCGGCGUCCCCGAGGAGCAUCUUCUGGCCCGGGCGCUCUGCAGCCUUCAGCUCGGAGAGGAACCAGAGGAGAACGUCCGACCCAAACGCUCCUUCUCCCUGGACAUCAAAUCCUACGGCGAGUCCGGAGCAUCUCUUCGAGCAUUUCCCGUCGCUGAACCCUGUCAGUUCUCGCCGUUGCAAGAGGUCUCAGAGCAAAGUCCAGCUGAAGAUCAAGCUAACAAGGUGCUCCAGCGCAGCGGCAGCGAGGAUGGCGCUCCAGCGGGGGUCCUGUCGCACUCUAAAGCCAAAGCAGGGGCGCUGAAGGGCUGGCACUCGGACAUCGUCCUGGGACCCGUGGCCGGAGGCUGGUUCCUCUCCUCAGACUCGGCACGCUUCUACUCGACCUCGGCUAUCUUCAGCGGCGCCAGCUGCGCUCCGGGUCUGGAGGCGGUGAGGAGACGCGGCCGGCAGCGCAGCGGAGACGGAGGAGACUCUCGCAGGAGCUGGCACGAGGAGAGCAGCUUCGAGAAGCAGCUGAAGCGCAGGAGCUGUCAGAUGGACCGCAUGACGGACAGCAGAUCCCGAGAAGACAUGAACACGAGGAGCAGCCAGUCCAGCUUCUCCGGCAGCUUGGAGAUCAUCGAGGUCUCCUGAGGACUCCACACAGUCAAUCCUUUCUUUGCUUUGUUCUCAUUCAGAGUUGAACUCGAUUGGGUGGAUCUGAAGCACAGAUAUCCAGGACCUCGAAACACUACAGAUGGACAGGCUGAACCUUCAUAUAACAUUUGUCCCUGAAAUGUUGUUUCAAUUCACACAUGUGGCAUCACUUAAUUAAACAUGCACAUAAUUAACUCUCAAUUCAGUUUUUGCACACAUUUCCAGCCUAUGAAUCUGAACAUUUAAUAAAAAUAAAAAAAUGUUGUUGACAUGAAAGAGAAAAAACUCUUGGAAUUGAAGUCAGUUAACAGAUACAAAAAGAUCAAGUGCAAUAAAAUUAACACUUAAAUGUGUAUGUUUGGAUGUUUUCAAUCAACUAGUCUGAAAGACGCCGUACAAAACUGACCAGUGCAUGACGCCUAAGAGCGUCUUUUGUCAUAUUUUUGCCAUGCAUGUGUUGAAUUAUGAUCUCAGGAAGUUGCAAAUCUGUCGGAGAUCCAGAAUCAAACACACACAUGGAUCUUUAAUUCUCUCAAGCGUGCGAUGAUGCUCGUUUCUGUCGAGGUCCAGCACAGAACAGUUUCGGCGUUCAUCGACUCAAAGUCCUCAUCCUGACUUUAAAGGCUCAUAAGAUCAUGAACCUGUUCCUCAGAUCACCGGAUCAGCCGUCGAGUGCCAUAAAGACUCAUUUAGACCGUCAUGAACAGAAGGAAUCAGUUUCCUAAAGCUGUGAAACUUGAGCUGAACGAAUCAGAACCAGCAGCUAAAUCACGGGUCUCUGAUGUGCUACCACACAAACGUCAGAUAUACAGUGAUCUAUGUUUUAUCUUUGUCGAAUGACUGAUGCCAAAAUCAUUCCUAAGACAGAUCAGCCAUUAUUUCUCAGACGGUACCGCUGUGAGAUGUUAAUCCGUAGCUGUUUAUUGAUUGUUGAAAUAAAACACAAGUGGUACAUCUGGAACAUCUUCAGCUGUCUCUAUUAAAACAUUAGAUGUUUAUGGAUCGGGUCCAUAGGUGCCGCUGUGUAUUUUACUAUAAUAUAACAUAAAAUACCAUUGAACUGUAUCCAACUUGUUUUGCAGUAGCUGUUCUCUUUUCAUAUAACUAAGAUUAAAACUAGGUGAACUGUAAACCUGUUUGCACCACAAACCAGUGUGUUUAUAAAAAAAUAUAAUAUCAA